Messenger RNA from Mycena indigotica, 1365 nucleotides. Its product is annotated as MFS general substrate transporter. The record is from RefSeq and is a predicted model, not a curated record. The coding region runs from base 1 to 1365 and encodes 454 amino acids. Gene Ontology annotation, molecular function: transmembrane transporter activity. Gene Ontology annotation, biological process: transmembrane transport. The transcript is spliced from 16 exons. Gene Ontology annotation, cellular component: fungal-type vacuole membrane. NCBI's taxonomy places the organism in Eukaryota, Fungi, Basidiomycota, Agaricomycetes, Agaricales, Mycenaceae.
AUGCAGGCAUCUCCAACAGCUACCCAACCUCCGUCUCCCGCCAACAGCGAACACAAGGGCGAAGUCAUCGCUCUGCCGGUCACCACACGAAGUUCGUUCACCCUCGAAGCCGGGCCAGAACAGACAGAGUUUGAAGUACCUGACGGCGGCCUCCAAGCCUGGAUGACCGUCGCAGGCGCAUGGCUUACUCUGUUCUCAACAUUUGGGCGAAUUUGCGUUCACUUUUGGAGUCUACGAAGGUGCAAUUACUAUGUCCGUGUCUACCUCACGGACCACAGUGCGAGUAGCAUCGCCUGGAUAGGCAGCUUCCAGCUUAUGAUGCCUUUCUUUUGCGGACCGGUCUCGGGCAAAAUCUUCGACAACGGUGGAUUUCACGCUCUCGAAAUUGUUGGCGGAAUAAUAUUCACUGUUUCGUCGUUCCUAUUGUCACUGGCUAAGCCAAAUCAGUACUACCAGAUUUUCCUUGCACAAGGAGUCGGGAUGGGUCUCGGCGUUGGACUGAUCUUCCUGCCGAGUCUCAGCAUUGUCGUUCACCAUUUCAAAAGACAUCGCGGUUUGGCCUCAGGAAUCAUUAUGAGUGGAACUUCGGUAGGAGCUACUCUGUUCCCUAUCAUGCUCAAUCACUUACUUCCCCGGGUCGGGUUCGCUCGUGCGGUCCGUUACUCUUCGGCCAUUAUCCCGCCUUGCCUUGUUAUCGGAAAUCUUAUGAUGCGCACUCGCCUGCCACCGCGCAGCAAGCGUGGAGGAAAUCAAUCACCACCAGACAUCAAGUCUUUCUUCAAAGACCCGCCUUAUUUGGUUGGUAUUCUUGGCAUGUUGCUUGGUUUGCUCGGGCUGUUCUUCCCAGCCAUCUAUAUCCAGCUCUACGGUGUCCAGCAUGACGUGGACCCAACAUUGUCCUUCUAUUCGUUGUCCGUGCUUAAUGCGGCCGGCGCUGUCGUUCGUGUCGCAGGAAAUCAUUUCGCAGACGUGUAUGGUCCGUUCAACGCCAUGACCAUGAGCUCCACGAUAUCUGGCGCGCUGAUUUGGGCCCUCCUCGGAAUCAACAGCGGCGGCUCACUCAUGGUCGUGAGCAUCAUCUAUGGUGCUAGCUCAAGUGCAUGGCUCGCCCUGACGUUCCCAUCUUUUGCGUCGCUCGCGAAGGGACCAGAGGAGGUUGGUGCUCGUCUCGGGAUUGCCCUCUCGUUGACCAGCCUCGCCGUCCUUGGCUCUUCGCCGCUGCAGGGCCACCUCCUCACAGGCGAAUACCACUGGAUUCGGCCUGUCGCGUUCUCUGCGACGAUGGUGUUCGGCUCCGCCAUUUGCUUCAUGAUAACGCGUACGUUGUACCUGCGCACCAGGAAAGUCAACGGAUGGCGGGCGUGA